CUGAUACUCGAAGUAUAAACGAUUUGUCAAUCGAAGUAAGAUCUAGACAUUCAUUUAGGGAAUCUACAUACUGAUCAAAUUCAGUUCCUGAUAUGAACAUCUAAGAUCAACCCAUGAUUCCAACCAUAAAUUUUAAUAAUGUAUGCAAACCCCUUAGAUCGGCGGUCUUUGUAUUUAUCCUCGAGCGGGGUCUUAGAUGCACACUGAAAGGGAUUGCCAUAUUGGAUGAAACAGUUAUCUAGCACUUCUCGGUUUUUAAUGGUUCUUUAAUCAAUGUCAGUUCGUAAUGUUGACUAAUGAAUUUGACAAUGUCCAUAAACCUCUUAUGUUGCUAAAUAAAUUUAGGUUGGUUUCCGAUCUUCAAUCAACAAAUCAUGUCAUAUAUUUGUGUGCUUCGUUGUAUCCUGGUUCUGGUAAACAUUAUCAUCGGACUUAUUGCUGGAGCUAUAACAGUAAUCGGUGGAAUUUACAUUUGGGGAGAAAAAUCUUUGCAUAAUACUCUACAUACAUUUAUCGUAGAUGGAAUUAGUACUCUAACGAUUAAAAAAGGAAUUACAAAAUUAUUUUUUAAUGUAUUCGAAGAGAUUCAACCUUUAGGAGUUUACAUUUUUGUUUCUGGCCUAAUCAUCUUCAUUAUUUGUCUGCUUGGUGUAAUUGGUACAUGUUUUAAAUCAAGAUUGAUAAUUUACAUUUAUCUAACAUUCCAUGUGUUAGUUCUUAUCCCUGAAAUUGUUAUCAUUAUUGUGUAUUUCUGUCGAACGGAUAUAGUAACCACAUUUAGUCGAAAUAUAUUCAAUUCAAGUAUUCAUCGUUACAUUGGUUAUGAUUCACCUGAUAUACACAGUUAUGCUUUAAAUCACAUCAUGAUACAGUUACAAUGCUGUGGUAUUAACAAUGGAAGUGACUUCAGUCAUGUGAAAAUGACUAAACGGAACAUAAUGUAUAAAGGUGAACCGUAUGAAUUUCAAUAUCCAAUCAGUUGUUGCAAAAUGGAUAGAAAUCAAGAAAUAACUAAUAAUGGUUGUCCUGAUGAAUUUACUUUGGAAAACAGUAAUAUACAUGUUGGAUGUUGGCCAAAAAUAGAAAGUUAUAUCAUAAUGUAUGGUAACAUAACUGCUUAUAUAUUAUGUGGAGCGGUAGGAUUGCAAAUUUUAUUCAUUCUCUUUGCUCUAACUAUUAUACGUACAGGGAGGAAAAUCAAACCAAUUUAAACGAUACUAGAUGAUUAACAUACAAGUUCAUGAGGAUAUCAGUUAAAUCUCAUAAAUGUUUGAUCAUAUAUACAGGAACCGAUCUUCAAUUGUAAUUUAGUAAUCAUUUCUGUGUUUUCCAGCCUGUUUACCAAAAUAAUAUUAGUUAACUACUGUGAACCAAAGUUUAUGCUUCAAAAUGUUAUACAGAAAUUAUUAUUCUCAAUCAAAUUAAUGUGAAAAUGUAUUAUGUAACCGUGUUCACAAUUCACAGUUAUUCAUUUUUUUUAAAAAUUACGUUUGCACAUCAAAAAAACUUUUAUUUUUUGUAGCGCAAAUUGUUUCAUACUUAAAUAAGUUAUCAGUAGGCUAAUGUUUUAUUUUAAAAAAUGGACAAUCCGGGUUUUUGUAUUGUUGUAAUGAAUGUUGGAUUUUUCGUUUGAAUGAUAAUUUUAUUCAUAAUAUUCCAGUUUUCAGAGUCAUUAUGAAAUUAGUGACGUCUGAAAAAUUUGAGUGAAUAUGCAGUUAUUGUUAUUUAUACAUUCAUUGAUAUAAUCACAAACAUUGUAUUGAAUCUCAAUAGACUAGUGACGUAAUAUUCUGUAA
Messenger RNA from Schistosoma rodhaini, 1796 nucleotides. NCBI's taxonomy places the organism in Eukaryota, Metazoa, Platyhelminthes, Trematoda, Strigeidida, Schistosomatidae. The record is from the annotation of a GenBank genome assembly.